UUACCAACAAUGACGGCAUGCAUGCGCCCGGAAGAGCUUGUAUUCGCUAUGACGCACACCCAGACCCCCAUCCGUACAAUAUUGGUACCAAAUGAGGAAAUGGAAAUGCUGAGCAGUGAUGAGAUUGAUCCGUCCGCUGGUUGCUACGAUUUCAGCGAUGCACCUAUCGAUGUCAAUCAUGAGGAAAUGGAAAUGCUGAGCAGUGAUGAGAUUAAUCCGGCCGCUGGUUGCUACGAUUUCAGCGAUGCACCUUUCAAUGUCAAUCGUUUCAUUAUUUGGCGAUCCGUUCGAACAUCGCUUUUACUGGAAGAACGCAGUGUGAGGCAUUCGCUAAAAAAUAACACGCUGUGCCUCAAUUUUGCCUCAGUUAAUGUGAUACCUGGAACAGGCUUUUUCUACGUGAACCAAAAAUUGGUGCUAAUUGUGCCAACGCAAAACAUGCUUCAUCGUUUUGCCUUUGAUGCAAAGUUUUUGGAGCAAGGAAUUAACCAAGAAUAG
Messenger RNA from Gongylonema pulchrum, 498 nucleotides. NCBI's taxonomy places the organism in Eukaryota, Metazoa, Nematoda, Chromadorea, Rhabditida, Gongylonematidae. The record is from the annotation of a GenBank genome assembly.